AUGUACAACGUCACUACCGAGCUCUUGGCUGGAGGACUUGGUGGCUCGGCUGGGAUUCUGAUUGGCUACCCUAUGGAUACCAUCAAAGCCAAUGUUCAGACUGGGAACAAAUUGUUAUGGAAAGACGUCAAAAACAAUGUUCGAAGUCUCUAUCGCGGAAUGGCGGUCCCGCUAGCAAGUGCGUUUUUUUUGAACGCGCUAAUGUUCGCUGGCUACGAGGGAGCCUUGAGAUUAAUGGGCCAUAAGAACAAAGACGAGGUUUCUACUAUGGAAGUAAGUACUACUUAUACAAAAAACUACUUUUCACAACCAAAAAUACCUUUUCAAAACAAAAAAUUUAGAAAAGUCUUUGUCUCACCCCCACUCGGUCAGCUGUUUUACAACGAAUGACCUCAACAUCUAACGGUUGUAACAAUUAAAACCAACAAAUUUAAUGUAAAAACAAGUCGUUCAUAAAAGAUGAUUAAUCUAUUUAUUGUGAACGAACUUUCAGGCAGUAGCUAGCCAAAACAAAAGUUCAAAAAUGUCUCACUUCUGUUUCUUUUCUAUAAUACGUAUUAGUAAACAAUGAAAAUUCAGGUUGCAAAUAACCAACCCUCAGAUCGUUUUAGCCUCAACCGUUGGCACGCUGGCCCAACUAGGCCCUGCCAUCCCUAUCGAGACGGUAAAAACACGGCUUCAGGUGGUCUAUCAGAACACAGUGGGGCCAGUAAGAUGCAUAAAAGAUACGCUGAAGACAACUGGAAUUCAAGGGUUGUAUUCUGGAGGAAAAGUGAUGGCAUUUCGAGAUCUAAUUGGGUAUUCAUUCUACAUUCCGGUUUACGAAGAGGUGAAACGAUUGAUCGAGAGGGAAAUUAAAACUUCGGAAGUAAAUAAACAGGUAAGAAGCCUGUAAUUCACAGAGGGAGUAGUUAACUUUGGACGCUCAGGGUUUUGAUGGGACUUCGCAUAAAUUAAGACUGCCAUUUUCAAAGUGCAAGACUCUUACAAUUUCCGAAUAAUCACUAUUUUUCAGAUGCUUGCCGGAGGAAUUGCUGGAUCACUCGCUUGGUUAGCAAUCUGCCCAUUGGAAGUAGUCAAAAAUUGGGCCCAAUGUAAUCAAGAAAUGACCAAUACAGAGAUAAUAACACGAAUAUGGCAGAAGAAUGGAAUUCUAGGAUUCUUCAAGGGAGGCGCGAUCCUAGCGGCUAGAGCAUUCCCUGCCAACGCUGUAACGUUUCUAGUCUACGAGCAAACUUUAAAGGCUUUGAAAAAUGAAUAA
Messenger RNA from Bursaphelenchus xylophilus (pine wood nematode), 1261 nucleotides. Lineage: Eukaryota; Metazoa; Nematoda; Chromadorea; Rhabditida; Aphelenchoididae. The record is from the annotation of a GenBank genome assembly.